Molecule: messenger RNA, 4533 nt
Organism: Notolabrus celidotus (New Zealand spotty)
Lineage: Eukaryota; Metazoa; Chordata; Actinopteri; Labriformes; Labridae
Gene: rbm15b
Product: RNA binding motif protein 15B
Exons: 1
Coding region: 269-2806 (845 amino acids)
Biological process (GO): regulation of alternative mRNA splicing, via spliceosome
Cellular component (GO): nucleus
Molecular function (GO): mRNA binding
Source: RefSeq, a predicted model, not a curated record
CACACCCUCCGCCCUCCAACGGGAGAGCGCACAUUCCUAUUGUCCAAGAUGGCGGCGUAGGUGCAGAUUCCCUGAUGCUGUCAUGUUUUUAAAAGAGUUUGUGCUUUUAUUUCGAUAUUUAUGCAAUUAUUCAACGCCCGGAGUGAUAGCGUGUCUCUGCCGAGCCGGUAGCCUGCAUCGCUGUUUCAGCUAACCCCCAUAGAGUCGCUCUUCUGGCCGGAUUCCCGUUGCAGGCAACGAAAAGUUUGAGCUCCAUCAUCCUUUGAAGAUGAAGAGGCAGGCCGGGAGGGAGACCAGUCCGUCCAGGGCCGCCGCUAAGCGGAUACGAGAGAGGGAGCGGGAGAGUACGCGGAGAGAAGAGCUCCCGCCGCCGCCUCUGGCUCUGCUGCUGGCGGAGAGCCGAGGAUAUCACCGCCGAAGCCGCAGCAGGGAGCGAGAGAAGCCGCGGCUCCGGGAGGAGCGGGCGGAGAGGGCGGAGCGGGCGGCAGCCCUGGAGCUACACCACCGACAUGAGCUCAGCCUCCUCGGUCGACCCCCGCUCCGGACCACGGCGGCGGAGCUUCCCGCCGCCCGGCCGGGCACUCUGGAGUACAAGACGCUGCUCAUCAGUAACCUGGGCUCGCAGGUCUCGGACGAGGACGUGGAGGACGCUCUGUUUCAUGAGUUCAAAAAGUUCGGGGACGUCAGCGUGAAGCUGUCUCACACCCCGGAGCUGGGCCGGAUUGCUUACGUGAAUUUCAGACAACCGGAGGACGCAAAGGAGGCCAGGCACGCCAAAUCCUCCAGAUUAGUUCUGGGUGACCGGCAGCUGAAGAUCGAGCCCAUGUACGUGAGGAGGCGGAGCGUGACGCCACCUGACGCCGGGUAUCUGCCUCUGCACGCCCCCUAUCCGUACAGACAACGCUCCCUGUCCCCACCGGGACCCGGGGCGAGCAGCAUCAGGGACCUGAGAGCUAGACACUACGCCCUGGAGACCCUGACUCUCAGCAGGGAGAGGGAGAGGCUGUUGGAUUACUACGGGAUGCUGGAUGAGAGGGGGCGGCCCUACGGGUUCCCUCCCAUGCCUGUGGUGGAAGAUUUAAAACCGGAGGACGACCAGAGGGCGACCAGCAACCUGUUCAUAGGAAAUCUGGACGGAAACGUGACAGAGGCAGAACUCAGGAGGGGGUUUGACAAGUACGGCAUCAUCGAGGACGUGGUGAUCAAGAGGCCGGCUCGUGGGCAAGGUGGGGCCUACGCUUUUGUGAAGUUUCAGAACCUUGACAUGGCUCACCGGGCCAAAGUAGCCAUGCAGGGGCGGCUCAUCGGAGGUAACCCCAUUAAGAUUGGCUAUGGUAAAGCUAACCCCACGACCCGGCUCUGGGUCGGCGGUCUGGGGCCUGGAAACUCACUCGCUGCUCUGGCUCGAGAGUUUGACCGCUUUGGCAGCAUCAGGAACAUCGACUAUGUAAAGGGGGACAGCUUCGCCUACAUCCAGUAUGAGAGUUUGGACGCUGCGCAGGCCGCCUGCAGCCAGAUGAGGGGCUUCCCGUUAGGCGGUCCUGAACGGCGUCUCAGGGUGGACUUUGCUAAAGUGGAGGAGAGCCCUGCUCGACCGUUUCCUCCUGGUUAUCAGCCUCCUGUCGCUGCCCCCUCCCACUAUGACCUCCUUGGGGAGGCCUACAGCCGCCAUCGCAGCCUGGAGCGAGAACUGAGGGGAGCCAGAGACCGCUCCUCGCCAACCCCCCACAACCUGCUCACCCAGAGGGAGCGAGACAGGGUCCUGCUAGAGAGAGACUUCUCCACCAGCCCCACCCGCAGCGUGGAGAGGAGACUCGGGGGUGUGGAGGCCUUUGGGAGGAGUGGGAGAGCAGUGAGGAGCCGGAGCCGGAGCAGGGAGCGCUGGCUGAAGGAGAGGGAGGAGAGGAGGGCCAGGAGGAGGAGCAGGAGUCCGUCUGCUGACAGGCAGGUGGAGGAGAGGGACAGCGUGAAGGAAAGGGGGAGGUCCAGGGUUCGAGGUCCAGGAGGGGUCAUCUCUCCCGAGGCGAGCCCGGACAGAGCAUGCGUUCGAGCUCCUGACUCCACCACAGAGCCCAGAGACCACUCCCCUGACAGCGGCGCAGGAGGGCGACACGCCACCAAUGAAGAAGACCCCCCAUCAGGCCGCCACCACAGCAAGCGGUCCUCGAGUGACCAUCUCAACAAUCACCACCAUCGGAACAGCGAAGUCAUCAGCUCUCCUGCCACCGUCAUGGACACGCACUCCUCCUCCUCCUCCUCUCCCAGCACGCUGUCAGAGUUUGCCGCAGCGUCACUUUCUAAAAUCUGGCACGGCUUCUUCGCUCUGAAGAACAGCAGUUUCCCCACAGACCUGUACCUGCUGGAGGGGGGCGUGGCCUUCUUCAACACGAUGAUGAAGGAGAGUCUGAAGCUGCAGAGUCAGAACCAGCCGAGCCAGCUGAAGAUCGUCCAGCGGCUACGCAUGGACCAGACCCGCCUGGACGAGGUCCUGCGCCGCAUCAAACUCGGGCGGCCCGAUGGGUUUGCCAUCCUGCUGGCUCUGCAAGGCCCUGUCGACCGCCAGGCCCCUGCCCCCGAGCCGGGGCUGCAGGUGCGCCUGCUUCGCCACCUGGUGACUUACCUGCGGAACAAGGAAGCAGCCGGAGUGGUGAGUCUACCUGCUGCCAAAGACGGGGGGCCAGGGGCAAUGCUGUACGCUUUCCCCCCUGGCGUGUUCUCACAGCAGUACCUGCAGGCCGCCAAGAGGACUGUGGGUAACACGGACGAGGAGCACAUGGUCAUUGUGAUCGUUAAUGACACUAACUGAUGAAACACUGAACAGCUCUGACUUGUACAGACACGUGCAGGCAUGCACAUGCUCACAAACACACACUAACACACACACACAACGAGCAGAGAGGGCACUCGCUCUGUGACUUCCACGCUGUUUUUAGAAACGUGAGAUUUAAUGUUUAUUGAUUAUCUUAUGAAUGAAACAGAGAAGAACACUACGUCUCUCUUUCUCUCUUCCUCUGUCAUGACUCCACGUCUCUCCUCUCUGACGCGCUUUCUUUAAAGGCAGAUAUGAAUGAGUGUGCACCACGGCCGUCUGCAGAAGCAAACGGUAUAAAGCAAUUCUAAUGUUCAACUUUUUACUUUAUAUUUGGGUCAAUGUUAGGAACAGGUGAAAAGCUUUGGGACUGCUCCUGUUGAGUGUUUGAGCCAUGGGGGAUGCAACUCCAUGCACACUAUGUCCUCAAAAUCUCUUGUUUUUGUCCCUGACAGGCUCAGAUUGUUACUCUAAGUGUCUGUCUUCAUUACAGAAAGAAUCCCUGCAGAGAGAGAGCUUUAUUUUACAAACUAAGAUGCUUACUGGAACCACAAACAGACUUUACAUCCCUCUCUUCACAGCCUUCAGACUCCUCUGACUAAAACACAAAUUAUACCUCAUCAAGCGGUGGACUCGCCCGUCUGUUGCUGCCUUCAUGGGCAAGUAUUUAUGCGUUAUUGUAAGGUUUAGGUGUUUAAAUGGCAGCAUAGAUGAAACACCAUAUAUGUUUAACAUUUAAUAACACAAAAUACAAACUGAAUGCGGCAGAAGCAGAUCUGGGAUCCCUUUUUAUGAUGAGCUUAAAAUGCAACCUCUUUAAUGAAGUUUGGUGGCUUUGAGAAAAGCAACAUUACAGCUAUCUGUGGUUUAAAGGAAGCAUUUCAGUUUUAAAUACAAAGAUCUGUCUCAUCUGUAAUGUUGUAAGACACUUGAAUGUGAGUCUGCGUCAGUCAAAGCCCAAGAAAACACUGAAGUGUCAGGUUUGGUCCGACGUGACGCUGGGUCUGGUCUCGACUGAUGCAAACUACCCGAGCAGUUCAAAACUUUUUAAACCCAUGAGUCGUCCAGACACAAAAUAUGUCAUCAUGUUUGAAAUGCACAGAAUGCCCUUUAAAUCAGUUUUACAAGGAACAUAAUGGAGAUGUGAUGUAAAUGUAAAGGCUGCUCUGAUCUUUGUACUCUAAAGUGUAACACUAAAUCGGAGAGGUGUGUUUCUAUGCUUGUUUACUUUAUUUGUAUUUUAUUGCCUUUUUAUGGGAUGUCGUUCUGUAAAUGGACAGACUUGGACGGGUUGCUUUUAUACAAAGUGAUUGUACUGUAAACUGAAUGGGAACGUGGCUCCUCCUCCACCUGUCUCUACUCGCAGGUUUGGACUGAUGUGACGUGUUUUUGAUUUUGCUAAAAGCACGAGUCAUUGGAGACGAUCAGGAUCUCCUGACCCGUCCUGAUCCUGUGACUGUAUAUUUGACAUAGAUCGUGUUUAUGAAUCGAACCAUUCCAGACUCUUCUCUUGUUUUGAAGGCGUGGCCGUGUCCGCUCUGUUGUUGCAUGCUGGAAAAGAAAAGAUUUAUAUUUUGUCAUGUAUGCUUCCCUUUCUGUAACCUGCUGAUUCAUGUUCAGCUGUCAAACUGGUGCUCUGGUGUUCUGAUCGUAUUACUGGUUCAGAUUUUAUAUUGUAUGAUGACUUUUAUUCAAUUUUAAUACAUCAAUCCAUCCAUCUUUUA